Corythoichthys intestinalis (scribbled pipefish) is the source of this 1464-nucleotide messenger RNA. RefSeq names its product NKAP-like protein. Gene Ontology annotation, molecular function: chromatin binding. The transcript has 9 exons. Bases 1 to 1272 code for a protein of 423 amino acids. Gene Ontology annotation, cellular component: nucleus. The record is from RefSeq and is a predicted model, not a curated record. Gene Ontology annotation, biological process: regulation of gene expression. NCBI's taxonomy places the organism in Eukaryota, Metazoa, Chordata, Actinopteri, Syngnathiformes, Syngnathidae.
AUGCUGGCGCCUUCUUCAUUCGAGAAGCAGAGCGUCGGGCUCAUCAUGGCGGUCGACAACCCCUACACCACCGUUGCCGGGCUGAGGCUCCUCGCCAUGACCACGGGCAAGGAGGAACACAGGGACACGGCUGACGUUCUGGAGAUGUUCCAGAGGAUGAUCUCUGUGAUGAACGCGCGCGAGAGGAUCGCGCAGCUACAACGGACAGGACACACGGAAACUGAAAUAUUCUUCACAAACAAGAAGCAACUUUCUCCCGAGUUAUGUAUAAUUAUCUUCAAGCCAUCCACUUUCGUCAUGCCACUGUUGAGUUGUCAGGGCCCUCGGAAUCCCCGGCACAUUCGAUCCCGUUCUCUCUUCCGCAGCCGAGAGAGGAGUGUAUCGCCGAACAUCUUCGGUACCAUACUCCCGAGGCCACUCGACAGGGAACGGGAGCAUCGACCCAGGGAGGCAAAGAUCCACAAGCGGAUCUGUAUUGGAAGCUCCCGUCGCACUGGAUCCCACGAAAGAUACGGUGGUAGCCGCUGGUCGGUGCAGAGGGAAGGGUACAGCGGCCCCAGGGACAAUUUUUCUUACGACCGGCGGAGAGACGAUGCACAGAGACAUGAAGAAUUCAUGGCUAGGCGGCUGAAGCAGAGGGAAAGGAUUGGUGAGGAAGGUUGUCCCGAAGUGUGGGGGUCUUUGCCAAGAGUGAAAGAAGGAGACUCUGAUGAAUUUGAACCCACCGAAGACAUUGGAAAAUGUAUCAGGUCGGCAUCAGAUUCGGAAGGUGGGUCCAAGAAGUUCACGAAAAAAAAGGCAAAACGCCGAAAGUCCUCAAGCAGCACAGAGUCUCAAGAAGAGGAGGAAACUGGCGAGAUUAUAUGGGUUGAGAAAGGCUCUGCCGAAGUGGGACGUGAAGUGCUGCUCGCACUCCUGUCUCAGGACGAGAAACCUUUAGAUUUUGGACACGCCUUGCUGCCAGGUGAAGGCGCGGCCAUGGCGGAGUAUGUGAAAGCCGGAAAGCGUAUUCCUAGAAGAGACGAAAUUGGCCUGACGAGCAACCAGAUUGCAGACUUUGAGAAAUUGGGAUACGUGAUGAGUGGUAGCAGGCAUCACCGCAUGGAGGCCGUGCGUCUGCGAAAGGAGAACCAGAUCUACAGCGCCGACGAGAAGAGGGCGCUGGCAUCUUUCAGUCUGGAGGAACGUCAGAAAAGGGAGACCCAGAUCCUGUCUAUUUUCAAGGAGAAAAUAUAUAGGAAGAUCAAAGAAAAAGAGAACAGGGCACGAUGAUUAUUGUAAUAUAUGUAUAUACAUAUGUGUAUAUAGAAAAAUUAUGUAAAUAAAUACCUUAUUGUAAGAUUUCUGAACUAUUUGCUUUCGUUUGUUUUCAUGUGGCCAAAAAAAGUUAAGAUUUGCGACAUGUACAAAAUGCCUUAUGACUCUGCAGAGAAAACUCCAGCUAGUUUUUUGGCCAGCGAAAUA